Messenger RNA from Ceratitis capitata (Mediterranean fruit fly), 2899 nucleotides. RefSeq names its product serine/threonine-protein kinase pakD. The transcript is spliced from 6 exons. The record is from RefSeq and is a predicted model, not a curated record. The coding region runs from base 898 to 2808 and encodes 636 amino acids. NCBI's taxonomy places the organism in Eukaryota, Metazoa, Arthropoda, Insecta, Diptera, Tephritidae.
AGAGAUAAAGCUGAGAGUGUUUGUUUGUAGAAAAAGGGCGAGAAAAAAUAAUGUUAAAAGCGCUACAGCGUCUUCCAGUGAACGUGUAAAAUGUGUAAAAUUUUGAAAACCGACCGCAGCUACAACCGAGCUUACGUGCAUUGGGCUGGAAGUAUGAUGGAGCGCCGCUUUUUUGUCAUACAUAUCGUCACGCUGGGUGUGCCGCUUUAUGGCCACAUUUGUCGCGCUCAGUUGUGUUUCGACUUUGUUGGCUUAAACGCGUAAAAGUUUGUGGCGAGAGAAAAACACAUUUCUGUGCGGCGUGUAUUGGCGGUGUGCGCGUACGCGACUUAACGUCUAUUACUUUUGAAUAUAGUUUUAUUUAAUUUUCUCGCUUUCUAUGCAUUUUCUGCGCUAGCGAAUCUAUCUUUAUUUUUUUUUUUUUAUUAACUACAAUUUUUGCAUUUUUCUAUUGGCGACUGUUGGAGGAAAUCACUUUAAGCCAUAACACGAGCUUAUGAGCUGACAAACUCUACAAGUAAUGGGAAAAUGAAAAAACAAUAACAAAAACUGUGUAAAAAUUAAUUAUCUCUGGAACGCGUAUCUUCAUACACAACCCCGAUAAAAGUAAAAAAAAUCUUUGAAAGCGAAGCAGAAAGCGGAAAAAUACAAAUAUUUAAUAAAUAUUUCAGAUAAAACAAAAGUGAAUGGGAAAAGAAAUAACACAGUUAGAUAACUUUAGGAAGUCUCUCCACACACACUGCGCUCCAGUAGCUUUUCUCUAUACAAAAAACACUUAAAUAUUUGGAAAAAAAAUUAGCAUAAUUAAAAUAAACAUUUAAAUAACAAAAAAAGAAACAACAAACUGUUUGAAAAAACCAUAACAUCAAAAACAACAACAACAAACCACAACAUAUCAUGGCCGCCAACGGCGAACAACCCACCACAGCUCAUGUCUCACAUCCCCUGCAAGAUAUUGACUUGGAUGUGACAGACGAUGCUGCAGCUGGCAAACAAAAUUGGGUUAAAUUCGAUGAUGAUGAGGCAGCCAAUAAAGCCACCACCACCAACAACAACAACAACAACAACAACAACACAAACAAUAACAACAACAACAACAACACAAACAAUAUACACACGCACGCUGACAUAGAUAAUAAUGCCACACGCAUUAGCCCUAUCACUGUCACUACUAAUAGUAGUAGUAGUACUACUAGCAGCCGAGACGUGCUGGCAGCCGAUACAGCAAUUCUGCCAACUCCGGCUAACCGGUUAUCCCCCGCCACGUUGCUACCAGCGCCACCGAGUAGAAAGCAAUCAUCUGUCGCCACAGCGUCAAUACCAAUAACAACCGCAACUACAGCGGCAAUAGCACGACCGCGCUCACCGCUUAACGGCGCAGAGAGCGGCAGCGGCGCCGAAGUGAUCGCGUCAGCGCCAGCACCUGUUCAGCGUACAACAAUAACAACAAAGCCGAUUUCCGCCACUACACCAACAGCACCUAUGCCGGCGGAUGUAGCACCCGCUGUUUUAAACACCGAGAGUACGCAUGUCAAUUUGAAUGCAUCCGGUCGUUCGCAGGCGAAGCUUCAACAGCAGCAACAACAACACCACACACACGCCACAACACAGCCAAGUGGGCCACUGCAGCAACAUCAGCAGCAGCAACAGCAACAACUACAUCAGCAAAAAUCCAAAUUGUCACCGUCCAAUGUUGGUGCUGGUGCUGGUGGUGGUGUUGGUGUCGUCGCAGGUCUACAGCAGCACCAGCAACAGCAACAUUAUCAAAAUAACAAUGGCACAUCGCCAUCGAAUGGCAGCAGCCAUAGAGCUCCGUCAACAGCAACAGCGACAACAACAACAACAUUAACGGCAACAUCAAGUGUUUCAAUACCCGUGGAAACGGUGCCACCGAUGCGUACCAUUGAACUGUCGACGGGUCGCAUACGUGAAGGCUUCGCAAACGGCGAUGUCAUCGUUACAUUAUUACCUGCCAACACCAAAUGGCCUUGGAUUACACCAGCAAUAUUCCGUCCAGAGCUGGUACCCGAGGAGUUAAUGGCGCAGGGUCUAACUCUGACGGUCGAGGAGUAUGUGAACGCCAUGGAAACACUGGUCAACGAUUACCGUUUCACCGUCUACAACAUUUGCUACAAACGCAUACUCGUCUGUUGGAUUGCGCUGGCCUUCACGGUACUACUCACGCUACUCUUCUCCGGCCUACAAGGCGUAGCGCUCUUCUCACUCGGCGUCGGUUGGCUCUUCCUUAAUGCCGCGGCCAUUUUUCUUUGUAUGUGGGUAAAAUUGCGUUUGUCACGCGGUCUGGAGAAAUGUCUGGCACGCGUCAAUCGGCAAUUGAUGAAGCAUAAAAUUCUACUCAUACUCGACGAUCGCGGACGUAUUUCAUGCCACAAAGUGAAUUUAUGCUUUUUAUAUUUCGAUGCAACGCAAUGUGUGAAUUUCCUAAAUGAAUUUCUCGAACACACCGAACAAAGCGGCGGUGAGGCCAUCAAGGCGGGCUGGGAGCGUAAGCUAGAUAUUGAUGUGAAUGACAUUGUAAUACAAGGCAAUAAUCCGGUGCGCUUGUCGCGCAAGCAGGUUGUAGCACAAGAGCUCUUCCUUAGCUACUUGCAACGUUGGGGCAAGGAUUUCCUACGUCGCCGCUUGGAUUGGACCGUACAGGAGGCGGGCGUACACGAGACACCGCGCCACUUACAAUCGUCCAUAUGUCCGUGUCAAUAUGAAGAGGAGCUGUUGCGUAAUAAAAUUAAAAUACAAUUGAAGGGCAAACAAUGUUGUGGCGUUAAUUGUAUCGGUUGUUGGCUGUAGGCGUAAAUGGAAAUGUUGACAUACAUACGUGUAUAUGCGAGUAUAUAAGCAAAAUAUGGAAAAUAUGAAAUAUUUUACUACAUAAAUAUAA